This is a messenger RNA of Penicilliopsis zonata CBS 506.65, 3539 nucleotides long. RefSeq lists its product as hypothetical. Gene Ontology annotation, molecular function: guanyl-nucleotide exchange factor activity. The record is from RefSeq and is a predicted model, not a curated record. Gene Ontology annotation, biological process: Ras protein signal transduction; positive regulation of GTPase activity. NCBI's taxonomy places the organism in Eukaryota, Fungi, Ascomycota, Eurotiomycetes, Eurotiales, Aspergillaceae. The transcript has 5 exons. Bases 443 to 3484 code for a protein of 1013 amino acids. Gene Ontology annotation, cellular component: plasma membrane.
CUAGCACUUAGUAACUUGGUACUACAGGCUAACUAUUGCCUACGGUACGUCUAGCUUCUAGGUUUUAUCUAGUCUUCAUAUUAUUAUUGAUCUCCCUUUCCAAGCUUCGUCGAAAGGGGUUGUCGUCGAGUAUCUGAUUUGGGUGGUGGGAUUGUACCACCCUGUUCUGCUUGCGUUGGAAUUCCAUUGAACUUUGGCUCCCUCCAUCUUUUUUUGCACGCCCGCUGGUUCGACAGCGUGUUCAUCAAGGCUACAUAGUACAAGCUAAAAAGCAUUUCGUGUGUCUUUCUACCAGAAACUAUCGAACAGAAAAACAGAAAACCAGUACUGUCGCUGUUUUGCAUCCCCGAGUCACCACCUGUGGACAACAAUGGAUGCGUCCUCGUGCCUCGAUUCGCGGUCCCCAUAACGGUCAAUUCUUCGUCAGAUUAAACUACCAGCAAUGGCCGCUCCGUAUCAGUACCUGCGGAGGGAACGAGCGGCCAGCGACCAGGCCCAAACGCUGAUGAACCUCGUGCCCUCUGCGACGCCCGUCCGCCCUGGACCCCCCGCCCGGACAACCUCUGCGCCAGCGGGUGGCCUCUUCCGACUCGGGCGGUCCAAUUUGCCGAUGGACGCAGGUGCGAAGAUGGGACAUGCGGUCAUCGAGGAGGACGAGAUCCCGCCCACGCCGGACGAGGAGGCUGCAAGGACCCCGCGUGCUGCGAAGAGCAGCGAUGAUGUAACGAUAUCCUCGAGCCCCGACCGACCGUACGUGACGAUUGCCGUGGUGGGUGGAGAUGGAGUUGGGAAGACCACUUUCAUCCGAUGGGCCCUGGAGCUGCGCACCGCGUCCGAUUCACGGGUCAACACCAGGGAGAUCCCCGUCGAUGGCGCCGUCUUGGUGGUGCGGGUGCUGGAGAUUGCCUCGAGAGAUGUCGUCGUCGACGAGAAACGAUCGCUCAUCGUCUGGCCUCGCUUCGGAGAGUAUUCUCCCAGACCCGCCAUCGAUGCCGUUAUCGUGGCUCACGAUGCAACCCGCCCGGCCACUCUAGGGGAGAAUGGCAUUUUAAUCGAUGCUCUACACAGAUCCUCCAUCCCGUACGUUCUGGCCGCCUGCAAAUGCGAUCUCACCAGUCCCACCAGCCAAGGCUCCCCGACGUGGAGAGACACAUACAGAACUUCCCCCAAACUGCCCCGUUCCCAGAGAAAGUGUCUUGUUGCUGCUUUGCGGCUGACCUCUGCGGGUCGAUAUGAUCGCCAGAGCCCCGUCCGCCCGCAUCGCCACCCGACCGGCGAUUCCUCAUUGCCGCAGACUCAGGUCAGGCAAUAUUCGACUCAGGAUUGGCACCACGCCCGUGCGAGGUCGGAAAACCCCGCCGCUGCCGCCGUACCGCCCGGCCGCGACACGGCAAGUGCUGGUCCUGCCUUUGAUCUGGGCGUGGUCGGUGGGCACGUUGACCGCCGUCGUCCUUCCAUCGACCACCUGGCGGGCACUUCUACCACUCCUGGGACUGCCCCGAGCUCGAGAUAUGUGCGCAGUAAUUCGUACCCGGUGCGCCCGCAGACUCCUCCUUCCGCGGUCGGUGUAGACCUGCGCAGACCCCCAACUUCGGACUCGCUCAACAGCUCCUCCUCGCCUAGUCGAGACCGCCAUCGCCAGCAUCGCCUGCACACGGCCUGGCGCUUCAGCGCGGGAUCGGACGCGUUCAACUCUUUUCUCGACAUUGACGAUGAGAUGGACCAACCCACCUCCGCCCCCGCAAGCCCGGAGGUGAGCAACGCCAGCAGCAACAGCACUAUCCCCACCAGCAACACUAUCCCCAAUCGCAGCAGCAGCGUCAAGGACCGAGGCAGCAGCGAUGGAGGCGUCACAGUCGACACCGGGCCUACCUUCGACGAGCUGGUGGACCGCCUGGUAUCGGUGCCCAUGUCCAAGCAGGACUCCAAGUUCGCCGCCAUUUUUCUCUGCCUGUACCGCAAAUUCGCCGCUCCCGCCACGCUGCUCGGCGCGCUGGUCUCGCGCUUUGAACGCAACGAGCGAAACUCCGCCGACCAAUUGACCCGCAUGGCAGACCAGCUGCGGCUGCUCAGCGCCAUGGCGCAAUGGGUGUCGGAAUACCCGGGCGACUUUGCCUACCCGAAGACCCGGAAAAAGAUGGCUGACUUUGUCUCGACCCUGGAGAAGAGUCAUUUCUACAUGUUCGCGGCCAAGGAAAUCGGAUCCUACCUCGAGACCAACGCCAAGGAGGAUGAUGUCGGCUGGCCCUUUCGUGAUGGCAAUACGGAGGAAUUUGAUCCGGACCGCGUCGAGACCUUCUUUUACACCUCCGGCCGCAGCUCCCCGUCUGCAUGGCUAAACGGGCCGGUGGAAUAUGACGAGGAGUAUGUUGAAGAUAGUAAUGAAGAACAAUCACAACAACCACAACAACCACAACAACCACAACAACAACCGCCGCCACCACCACCACCACCACAGCAACAACCACGAAAACAAUCGCAAGAAGAAGAAGACGUGGCGGAAGAAGAAGAGGAUCCAUUGUACCAUAGUAUGGGAACGCUGGAUAUCCAUGAGGACACACCAGACACGUCGGUACGGCUGUCGGGCACGCUGACGAAUUCCAGCGCGGGCAAGUCCAGCAGCACGUUGAACCAGUCGUUCACCUUGAUGACCAUCGACAGCGCACAGAAAGAGGCGGCCACCCUCGAAUUAAUGCCCAAAUUCCCCAUCACCAAGACCCUUUGGCGGCAGUUCAUGGAAGUUCCCGACGAAGAGUUUGCGCGCGAGCUGACCCGCAUGGACUGGGUCAUGUACAACUCGUUUCGCCCCCGGGACCUUGUCCGCCAUGUGAGCAUUAGCGGUCCGGAGAAGGAGCAGGUCAAGAGCCUGCAGAAUGUCAACCGGAUGAUCAAGCAGUUCAAUCAUCUGGCCUACUUUGUGGCCAGUAUGAUCCUGUUCCGAGACAAGCCGAAGCAUCGAGCGAAGGCUUUGGAGAAGUUUAUGAGCAUUGCUCAGAAACUCCGUCGGCAGAACAAUUACAACUCACUCGGCGCCGUGAUCGCCGGCAUCAACGGGACGCCCGUGCUGCGGCUGUCGCAGACGCGUGAGCUGGUCCCGCCUGCCGUGCAGAAGGAUUUCAUGAGGCUGGUCAUCCUCAUGGGCACGCAGAAGAGCCACUUUGCGUACCGGCUCGCGUGGGAAAAUUCCUUCUCGGAGCGGAUCCCCUUUCUCCCGCUGCACCGGAGGGACCUGGUCUCCGCCGAGGAAGGGAACCGCACCUUUGUCGGCGAGAACAAGACCAGAAUUAACUGGAAAAAGUUCGAGGUCAUGGGCGAGGUUGUGCUGGGCAUACAGCGCAGCCAGCAGACGCCGUACACCUAUCUGCAGAAAUCCGAAGACGUGCAGCGCAUCGUCCUCGAGUCCAAGCUCUCGGGUGUUGAAGAGGUACCGUACCUCUCUUUUUUUUUUCCCCCAUUGCAGGUUGUUAUUUGUUCAAGGUGCUAACCCAUCCCGUAGGAACUAUAUGCACGCAGUCUACAAGUCGAGCCAUCCGCCGGCG